Messenger RNA from Micromonas commoda, 3003 nucleotides. RefSeq lists its product with no specific name. The transcript has a single exon. Bases 1 to 3003 code for a protein of 1000 amino acids. Gene Ontology annotation, molecular function: zinc ion binding. The record is from RefSeq and is a predicted model, not a curated record. NCBI's taxonomy places the organism in Eukaryota, Viridiplantae, Chlorophyta, Mamiellophyceae, Mamiellales, Mamiellaceae.
AUGGCCCCGAAGCUGGACCUGAGCCUGAAGCUGCCGCCGAGGCCGGAUGAGCCCGAGACCGCGGAGUACUACAGGCGGCAGCUCGCGGAGGCUGGGCCGGAGUUUGAGGAUUACGAGUCCACGUCGUACGCGGCUUCCACCCUGGCCGGACACGUCGACGAUGUGGGCCUCUACGAUCCUCACUCGCCCCCCCAGGCGGUCGCCCGAGCCGGCACCGAAAAACUCGCGACGAACGAUCCUCUCCCUGCGCCUCACCGACCCGACCGGAAUCCGGACCAGCUCGCCGGCGGACCGUUCAGCGCCGGCACGAAAGCGUACUUGGACGCAGAAUCCAUCGGGGCGCUCUCUGGCGACGGCACGUGGCCCCAAACCGGGGGCGGAUGGGGCGCGAUGGUCGCGGGGGGCGGGACGGGGACGUCAACGUCCGAGGCAUCCGCGGCCAAGCCGGUGAUUCGGGGCGCGUUCUACAUGGCCGAACGCGGGAACGAAGGGAUCGAAACCCCCGGGCUCGAUCCGUACGCCGGGUUUCCAUCGCGCAUGAAGGAGGACGGUCCGGGUGCGCUGCCCACGCCGCUGAGGGACGAUCGGCGCGGCGGCGGCGUCGACUUGGCCAAGGGGAAGAGGGGACGGGGCCGCCGCGCGCCGGGUCGACCGCGUGAGGAGGAGGAGGAUAACGCGUCGCUGGGGUCCGUGACGCCGCGGUCCGGCGUGGACGAGGUGGCGGCGAUGGCGCGGCACAAAAACGACGUCGAGGAGGAGGACCCGGCGGAGGCGGCGAGGAAAAAGUUACGAAACGGCCGACCGACGGAGCGAGAAAUCACCGACUUUUACGCAACCGCUGAGAGGAGGGCUUUAGUGACCACGGGCCUGACUCCCGCGAGGCUCAGGCACCCGAAGGCGCUGUGGAACGGAGACCGGCCCGCGCUUUGCAAGCUGACGCGCGCGGGUAAGCCCGAUUCCGCCGGCGCGUGGGAGUGUUUCCUUUCGCGCAACUACACGGAGGGUUUCAAAAAGCCAACCGCCUUUGCGUCGGCGCCGCCGGCGGACGUGCUGUGCGAAUCGUGCGGCGACGUCGCGUGGGACCCGGUGCGGGACCAGUCGGGAGGAAGGGCAUCGUCCAGGGCCGUGUGGUGCAGGGCGUGCCUGUGCGCGGCGCGCGGGGACAGGGCCGGGGAGACGGCGCCAGAACACGGCGAGUGCGUCGCCGCGGUCAACGCGUUGAAGAUUGUCUGCCGCAACGCGCUCGCGCCGACCAAGACCCAACGCGGCGAUGAGAUCCUGUGGCGCAUGGACAAGGCGGGCUGCCCCGACGUGUGUCGUCUCUGUGAUAGGCGAACCAUCGAGACUAACUGCGCGUACGCGGUGGAGGAAUGCUGCCUUCCGAGGGGCAGCGCCAACCCAGGCGACUGCUGCCGGCAGAGGGUCCGCCGCCGCGACAUGGCGGAGCACCGCGCCAGCUGCGACCACCGGCUCGUGAAGUGCGAACACCCAGGAUGCGAUCGCAUGACGCAGGCGAGGUACGCGGUGUCGCACGCGAGGCUCUGCGAGAAUCGCCCGUUCGCGUGCCCCAACCGGCCGAGGUGCGAGUGGAUGGGCACCAGGGCUGGCGUCGAGGAUCACCUCGAGGAGUGCCUCCACGAGGUCAUACCCUGCGGAUUCGUCGACAGUUUCAAGGAUAAAUGCGCGGGUACUUGCGCUGUGACCUUGCCCAGGGUCCAGAUGCUGGCGCACAAGGAGAUAUGCAGGUACCAGAGCGCCGUUUGUAAGCACUGCGGCGAAUCCAUGGCGCUGCGAAGGCACGGGCAACACGAGGCAACGUGCUCGGCGAGAUUUUACGAGUGCCCCAACUGCGCGCAGACGGUGCACAAGCUAAGGAAGGUGCAGCACGACGGGACCGUCUGCCCCGGGGUGCGGGUUGAGUGCAUGUACCGAUCGUACGGCUGCGACGAGAGGGUGCUCAAGUGCGACUACGCGAGACACUGCCGUGAACGGUUCGACGAACACGCGGUGAUGGUGCUUCGCAACGACGCAAACAAGUGGGCGAGACCUGCGUCAUCCGCGCCCGGCGAUGAACCGUCCGACCCGCGACCCGACGAACCCGAGGCGUUGAAUCCCACCGGCAAGAGCGAUGGUUUCGAGGUGAUGGUGACGCGUCACGAGCUGACCCGCGCCGACCUUCAAAGGGUCGACGCCACCAGCCAGCGACUCAGCGCCGGAUUGGACCGGGAGAUUGCGUCCACCAGGGAGGAGAUCGCUCGCGUGGAGGACGAGGUUUACGUCGACGCCACCGCACGACUGGCGCUCGAUAUGCGAAGCGCCAGGGAGCACAUGCGCGCGCUGGUGAAGGAGACGGAUGAUGAGGUGCAGUCGUUCGAAACUAAGCUCAUGGCGGAGACCCUCGAGUUAUACAACGACUCGCUAGCCAUGCGCAGGAAAGCGGAGAGAGAGCUGGCAGUCAAGACGAGCCUGGACGAGUUCGUGGCCGGGUACGAGCGCGGUUUGAGGGAAGUUCGCGCGGAACUGGGUGACCUGACUCGUGAGGUGGGAGAGUCCACGCUGCGACUGUCCACGGCGAUAUCCCCCGCGCUGGAGCUGAAGGAUGAGAUCGAGCGGACGCUGGUCGAGGGGCUGGACGGUUUGGAGGCGAGGAUAGCCAACCUCGAGUGGCGCGGCGCGGACCGGGCGGCCAUCGCGUGGGAAAAGACGCAGGACGCAAGGGAGAACUUCAGGGCGAGGUGCAAGCCGCGGGUCAGACAGCAGAUGAGGCUGGAGGAGAAGAUGGCCCUGCUCGAGGGGAGGAAGUUCGUCACACCGGACGAGGACGCCGCGCUGCGGGCAAAGAAUUACGUCGACUCGGAGAAGAAUCCGCCGCCGCUCGCGAUCGCGGCGGAUGAGGAGAGGGACGACGCGGAUGCGUCCGGGGAUGAACGCACGAUCCCACCAGCUCCCGGCACGCCCCCUGAGAUUUCCGAGAGCGACGGUAUCUCGCCGGCGGGCAUUUAG